Molecule: messenger RNA, 1434 nt
Organism: Naegleria fowleri
Lineage: Eukaryota; Heterolobosea; Eutetramitea; Acrasida; Naegleriidae
Exons: 1
Coding region: 1-1434 (477 amino acids)
Biological process (GO): protein polyubiquitination; proteasome-mediated ubiquitin-dependent protein catabolic process
Molecular function (GO): protein binding; ubiquitin protein ligase activity
Source: RefSeq, a predicted model, not a curated record
AUGCAACCACAAAGAAAAUCAUUCAUCGAUCGAGUCACACUUCAUCUCGAUUUGGAUUUCACAUCACAACGACAACACUCCAACUCGAUCACAUCCACCUCCGACUUGUUAAUUCGUCUUCUUUCCAACAAAUUCUUUCAUCAUUAUCAAAAAUCCUUUUCCAACAAUUUCGAUUUAAUUUCCACAUUAGGAACUCCCUCUCAAAUCGGAUCUGACAAUUUACAUUUUGCUCGUCCCACUGACGUCAAAUUAUCGUACAAGACUCGUUGCAUACUCGUCUGUGACAGUCACAAUCAAAGAAUUCAACUUUUUGACAUGGACACGAAAAGAUUCAAAGCAACCAUUCACACUCCUCAUAUUCCUCAAUAUUUAUGUAUCGAGUCCAAUAAUCAUUCCAAAUAUGGAAAGGCAAUUUCGCGACAACAUUCACAUACAUGUGAAUUUUUCAAAAAAGAUUUUGAUGAAGAUUCAGUGAUGGUCUCCUGUCUGGAUCAUUGUGUUUACAAAUUCAACAUUCGAAAAUGUAUCGAGUCCUUUCAAGAGAGUUCCAAAAAUUUAGUGAAAUACUUUUUGACCUCUUUGGUGGGAAUGCUCAUUCCUCCAUUGAAAAACACGACAGAAUAUGUUUGGAAGAGUGGAAUUACAGGAGAAUGCGGAAAUUCAUUGCAACAUUUUUCACGGCCAUCGUCCAUGGCUUUGGUCGAGAAAGGAAAAUUCUUGCAUGUCAAUUUUGCCUCAAAUCAAUCAGAACAACACGAUGAGGAAUUACAAGUGAAUUCUUCCAUUACUGUCGAUAGUAGGAGUAGUGAUAUCAGGCAUGUGAAGAAGGAGGAUCGAAAUUAUUCUGACAAUUUAUACCUCUUAUUGGUCUGUGAUUCCCUUAAUCAUCGAAUUAAGGUUUUAGAGGCACACACUGGACAAGCUCUUUUCUCAAUCACUCAUUAUCAAGAAUGGAUCCAAAAUGAACUUUCUAAACAAACGAAAUUUUUCACUCCAACUUUGAUUGUUGUUUCUCCUCAUUCUCAAGAUAUUCUCCUUGUGGAAAUGAUGAAAUCCAACAGCUCAAGAAUUGUCCUAUUGAGACAAGGUGAUUUUUCACAUCAUGGAAUGGCUCAUGUCGUGUGUUUUCAAAAAUCUGUCUCUAUUAAGGGUCUUUUGGGAGAUUUGGAUUUCUCUGGAUGCAUGUACGUGGCCGAUCGAAAUGGAAUUUCCAUUCGAAAUGUCCGAGGACAAUUAAAAUCCACUCCCUUCGAUGGACAUUGUGAAGUGUACAGUCCAUGUGGCAUGUGUUUGAAUGAACAGAAUGGAGAAUUAUAUGUGUUAAAUUACGUCGAUCAUACACUUCAAAUAUUCAAAUGGAAUAAAAUCAAUAACAGUUCAAGAGAGGAUGUGAAAUUUAAAUCAUUCGGAAAAACAUUCAAAGCCAAUCACUAG